This is a messenger RNA of Sporothrix schenckii 1099-18, 342 nucleotides long. RefSeq lists its product as uncharacterized. The transcript has a single exon. Bases 1 to 342 code for a protein of 113 amino acids. The record is from RefSeq and is a predicted model, not a curated record. NCBI's taxonomy places the organism in Eukaryota, Fungi, Ascomycota, Sordariomycetes, Ophiostomatales, Ophiostomataceae.
AUGGAAAUGGAAAUGAAGCGAAAUAGAGGCGGAAAUGGCGGUGCCGAGAUAGCAAGCAAAAGCCCAACAAACGGAGUCCGAUUUCCGACAGACCUUGUGAUUGUAACUUUCGAGCAAGCAGACCGUGUUGUGUUAUUCGUCGAGCGCCAGUGCGACUAUUCGACACAGGUUGGAAGUUUGAAAAUGGAACAAGAGAAAAAGAUCGUCAGAUUGAAGGAGGUCAAGGACCGGAAGGUCCAAGGGGAGAAGGUGACCGUGGAAAGAACAGAAACCAUGGCAAGCGGAAAGAGCGAACCCGAGAGAGAAACGAAGCAACGGAGAUAUGGGGGAGUAGGCAAUUGA